Messenger RNA from Notolabrus celidotus (New Zealand spotty), 1458 nucleotides. RefSeq names its product BCL2 like 10 (gene bcl2l10). Gene Ontology annotation, cellular component: mitochondrial outer membrane. Lineage: Eukaryota; Metazoa; Chordata; Actinopteri; Labriformes; Labridae. Gene Ontology annotation, biological process: intrinsic apoptotic signaling pathway in response to DNA damage; extrinsic apoptotic signaling pathway in absence of ligand; regulation of apoptotic process. Gene Ontology annotation, molecular function: protein heterodimerization activity; protein homodimerization activity. The record is from RefSeq and is a predicted model, not a curated record.
CCUUCCGCCGUCCGUAUGUGCAGAGAGCAGUCUGAUAUCGCUGGGAGGAAAAUGUCGUGCGGGCUGUGGAAAGAGACCCUGGCUCUGGCAGAGGACUACCUGUCCCAGUGCUGCACAGCCCCCGGCCAGCCCCUCCACCCCAGCGAGUCAGCCGCUGCCAUGAGGCGCCUGGCCCAGGACAUGGAGACGCAGCACCAGGCCCGCUUCCACUCCCUUGCUCAGACCUUCCUGAGGCAGUGUGCGGACCCCUGCUCCAGCCUCAGGAAGGUGAUAGAGGAGCUUGUGGGAGACGGACAUUUGAACUGGGGAAGGGUUGUUUCCCUUUUCACCUUUACCGGGGUGCUGGCCAGACAGCUGCAGGAGCAGAAGGACGUGAAGCUGGGGCUGGACCCUGGGCAGGGGCAGGAAAUGGGACAGGAGCCCGGACACUGCAGGGGACUGGCAGAGACCAUAGCUGACUACCUGGGAGAGGAGAAGAAAGACUGGCCUGAGAAUGACGGAUGGGAGGGGUUCUGUAAGUUCUCCGCAGCCAGAGAGGUGAGUCAGGACUCAUCCAUGAAGACGGCACUGUUUGCCGCAGCUGGUGUGGGCCUUGCUGGACUCACCUUCCUCCUGGUGCGCUAGCUAAGCCCUCUGGCAUUGCAAAACAUUGUCCUCCAUGUUCUCAUUUCAUUUGGCACAAUUAUGUAGAUGAUUUACAUUCUAACAUCAAUGCUGCAAAAAUACAACAGGCUUAAUCUGUAGUGAAUUCAGGGUCAUAAUAAUCUCAUGUCAUCAACUGAAUGUUUGCACAUACUCAAACCCCAUGCACACAGAAAUACUGACAUUGUGUCACUUGCUCCUUUUUAGAUUGUAAAAUGAUCUCAAUGCCUUCAGAAUUUUUGGAGCAAGUGGUAUCAGUGUGCAUGUGUGAAGUACUUAAAGCACAGGUUUCUGCACAGUCAUCUUGAUUUCAAAGUUUUCAGCAGUGCAGCUAAAAGACUUUUCAAAUCCCCACAGCUUUUUUGUUUUUUAACUUGUCAGCUGCCUUUUUAUUCAUGGUGUUUACCUGAGGUUGUGUAAGUGGUAUAGAGCCAUUCUAGUGUACAAUUAUAAAUUAUAUAUUAUAUUUAUAUGAAAUGAACUGUAAGCAGCAGUGGCCCUUUUCAAACCUCCACAGCUAAUUCAGUUGUGUCAUUGUUUUUAAGUCUGUCCUUCAUUCAUGUGAUUCACUCAGUCUGAUGGAGCUGAACAGCAGAGGCCCGACAACCUCGCAACGGUGCUAUGAGGAUAUGUUGUGAAACUGUUUCUUCAUCGAUCUACCAAACCAGGGACCAAUCUGACGUCAAACAUCCUGCUAUUAGAACAAAACAUGCUCUUGCAUUCCCCCCACAGAUCUCUGAAACAUUAUAUUUUUACAUUGUUUUGUCUAUUUAUUUGUCACUGUUUUUUUAAUAAAAAGGAGUAAUCAUGGAGGAA